Molecule: messenger RNA, 1315 nt
Organism: Drosophila navojoa
Lineage: Eukaryota; Metazoa; Arthropoda; Insecta; Diptera; Drosophilidae
Gene: yellow-k
Product: L-dopachrome tautomerase yellow-k
Cellular component (GO): extracellular region
Source: RefSeq, a predicted model, not a curated record
CGAUAUGCCAAAUGCUGAGCUAGACAAAUUUGACGAAUGUCUUAAACUGCCUUGACUUGGCCAAUUUCCAUGCCAUUUUCAUUUCCAUUUACAACGUAAGCAAUGGCCUGUUUAGCAUAGUUCCAGUUGCAGUCCGCUCGCUAAGCAAUGGACACACAAGCGCGGCUCCGUCUCUACUUAACACUCUGUUUGCUGUUGAAGACAGCCAGUUCUGCAGGCUGGUCAAUGUCUGAGGCGGGUCUCAACGACUCCAGCUAUAAUGUGCGUCACUUGUCCACACACUUUGCGCGCGUUUUUCUCAGUGUAAGCGUGGAACACAAUGAUUUCCCCACAUUGAUCGAGGCACAGUGGCCCGUCUCCUAUUUGCCCAUGCGCACGGCCAUCUAUCCCAACAGAGAAGUCCACGCAAGCAGAGGACAGCUCGAGUCGGACUGCACGCGUCUGCAACAAGCGCAUUGGUCACAGGUGGACAGCCUCAGUCGUCUGUGGGUCAUGGACGUGGGCUGGCCCAACAGCGAGUGUCCGCCUAAACUGUUCGUCUUCGAUUUGAUAAGGAACAAUGCCGAGUUGCUGCGCAUCGAUUGUGGCCAGCACAUUGACAGCAAUGCCUCUGAGAGCCUAGUCGUGCAACUGGGACCCAAGGCAAGCAACUGCGAACUGGAACGCCAUAUCUUCUUCAUAUCGGACGGUCAACCGCAUAUCGUGGCCUACGAUAUACUGGAGCAAACCUGGCAUCGGCGCGAACUGAAAAGCAACAAAUAUGAGAAUAUGAGUCAAACGUUUCCCAUCAAACCAAUUGACUUUACCUUCGGGCUGCAGGGCGAGCUGCUUGUCUCCGACCAAGAUGGUGUGCUCUACAGCUCCACAAAAAGACUUCAAUUGGAGGGCUCCAUACACGACUCCAACUCCAACUCAAACUCGUUGCACAUACAGCUAACGCGACUGGGCAACUUGUUAGGUCCUAGUCGAAGCAUGAUAGUGGACUACUUCGGAGCGCUGUUCUAUGUGAUGCCCAAGUUUGGUGCAGUUGUGCGUUGUGCUCAGUUGGCAAAUUUAACCGCCGAGGGCAAUGAAAUUAUAUACCUAACUUCCAAAAAUAUACAGCAAAUAUUCUUCGGCAUAGAAGACUCCGUCUGGGUUCUAAGCGAUCGUGUAUUAAAGCCGCAGGAUAUUUGUUACCCAGGCGUAUUAAAUUAUGUUUAAAAUAAGUAAAAAGUGAAUGAAACUAACGGCAUUUGCUCAGCUGUUUAUGUUUACAUGAACGUGAUUAUUAUCGAUUGCUGACUGGUCUGACAAUAAACAUCGAUAAGAUGCA